Parnassius apollo (apollo) is the source of this 987-nucleotide messenger RNA. The record is from the annotation of a GenBank genome assembly. Lineage: Eukaryota; Metazoa; Arthropoda; Insecta; Lepidoptera; Papilionidae.
AUGUCUGUUUCGCAGUUCCGAGUAACAUGUGAUACCUACAAAAAUAAUAUAUUUGGUGGCUUCUCACGACUGCAACAGAAACAAGAAUUCGUAGAUAUGACAUUUGCAGCUGAAGGCCACUUUGUCAAGGUGCACCAGAGUUUAGUUGCAUUGUGCAGUCCCUACAUCAAAGAAAUGCUGAAAUCAUUACCUGGUCAACAUCCUGUAAUUAUAUUGAAUAAUGUAAGCUAUGAAAUACUUUGUUUUAUAUUGGAAUAUAUUUAUACUGGAGAGGUUGAAAUACCAAGUCAGAAGUUAGACAUGUUUAUUAAAGCAGCAAACAGUUUAAAUUUAUCAGGAAUUGAUAAGUUGGAAAAAAAUUCAAUGUUUUUAUCUGAAGGCUCAACAAAUAAUAAACCAAAAGAAAGAGUGACCACAGAUCACUAUACAAGAAAUGGUAAUGUUACAGAAAAUAUCACAAUAAAUUCUGCAGACUGUAAAUUAAACUCACAAAAUAGUGGCGAACUGACUGCUUUGGAUUCACCUGCUUGUCUAGAAAACUUAUGUGAAUCUGAUGAAAUUCCAAAUGUGAAUAUAGGAUUUGAACAAAGUACAUCAAAUAGUGUUGCAAAGCAAGAUGGAGAGGCAAAUGACAACGAUACCACAACGUUGCAGUUUACAGUAUCAAAUAGAGGUUCACUACAAAUAAUUCUGAAUCGAUAUAUGUAUCUUACACAUCACAAGGCGUACGGAGGUCGAAAACGUCGAUGGAGGUGCAUCGAUUAUCGUCGAUUGCACUGUCCUGCAUUUGUUGAUACUGAUGGUGACACCGUUGUUAAAAGAAAGUAUAUGCAUAGUCAUCCCUUUCACGAUAUUAAGAUAUUGAAAAAGAUUCAGCGUAAUUUGGUGUAUUCAAGUACUGCAAAAGCUUUAAGUAUUUUAAAUGCUACUCAUAUGCAUGACGGCAAUACAUGUAAUGAAGAUAAUAUAAUGGAUGAAAGUGAUUAG